CAUGAUCAGUGUACAUUUACAAUCUGAACUGGUCUUUUCCGCUUGAUUGAAGCAUGAUUCUGUCACAAAUAUCAUUGAUAGACUGUGUUGUCUUUUUGAUCUUCCUCGCUCCUCAAUUGCUGAUUCAGGUUGGAAUAUGGCGAACCGCAAGAUGGCUCAUUGGCGCUCUGCCGUCACUAACAUAUCAAGUUCUGGUCAUUCCUUAUCAAUUCUUUCGCGAACGUUACCUUACACCUUAUGAAUAUCGAAGUCCAUUUGUUCAGCGAGCGACCGUUUUCCAGGAUAUUGUCAUUCGCUGCGUUCGAUUUGCGUUUGCAUGUAUGCCGGCAUGGCUUGGGCGAGUAUUCUUCUCCAAGGGUGUCUCAUUACCCUUCUUACGCUUCCGAAUGUUACGACAUGGCAUAUUGACUGCCCCUUUAAGAUGGACUGAAAUCAAGAGGCCUGGCCUUCGUGGCAUUUGGAUUACGCAUAACCAAUUAGAACAACCCGACAUUAUUGUCUAUUACUGUCACGGAGGUGGAUUCUCCAUGGGAUCCAGUUUCUUCUAUAUGGAGUUUCUACUCGCUUGGGUCAGCUUGCUCAAAGAUGCAGGCUACCGAAAUCCUGCACUAUUCGCCCUGGAGUACACACUGGUGCCCGACGCCGUAUAUCCAACUCAGCUCCAGGAGACUCUAGCAGGCUACGAGUACGUUCUAUCUAUCGCGCGUGAUUCGUCAAGAAUCUGCGUGAGCGGAGAUUCUGCUGGUGCUACUCUAAUCCUCAGCUUCUUGCUGUACAUGACCGAUCAUCACGAACUGCGACACCAAAAACCUGGACUGGCAGUCAUGAUAUCUCCCUGGGUCACAAUCGUUUCCAAGAACAAUCGAAACACGCCCAGUGAUUACCUCAACUCCAGCAGUCUAGAGCUCUACGGACGCCAGUACGUUGGACCCAAGGUGCCCGUGGACGACCCAUUAGUAUCACCCGGACACUGCAAAGACAUAAGGAAGUGGAGAGAAGCGAGUCCUGAGAAGGGUUGGUUCUUCCUCUAUGGAUCAGAGGAGGUAUUGGGACCAGAGACACGAGGCUUAAUAUCAUUACUUCGAGGGACGGGUGUCACCGUGGACUAUGAAGAAGAGAAAAGUGGUAUUCAUGCUUGGCCAGUAGCUUCGUUGUACCUAGGCGCAACAAAGGAUGAGCGUUUGCAUGGUCUCCGUAGUAUUACAAUAGCUACAAGAGACCGGAUAUCAUAAUUAAUAGAGAGGUAAUUCAAAAGCCAAAGAUGAAAAGUCGCUGCGCCGAGCGGAAAACCAUAGCAAU
Molecule: messenger RNA, 1299 nt
Organism: Aaosphaeria arxii CBS 175.79
Lineage: Eukaryota; Fungi; Ascomycota; Dothideomycetes; Pleosporales
Product: alpha/beta-hydrolase
Exons: 3
Coding region: 54-1232 (392 amino acids)
Molecular function (GO): hydrolase activity
Source: RefSeq, a predicted model, not a curated record